This is a messenger RNA of Clupea harengus (Atlantic herring), 2411 nucleotides long. RefSeq names its product frizzled related protein (gene frzb). Gene Ontology annotation, cellular component: cytoplasm. The record is from RefSeq and is a predicted model, not a curated record. Gene Ontology annotation, molecular function: Wnt-protein binding. Gene Ontology annotation, biological process: non-canonical Wnt signaling pathway; canonical Wnt signaling pathway. NCBI's taxonomy places the organism in Eukaryota, Metazoa, Chordata, Actinopteri, Clupeiformes, Clupeidae.
ACUCUCGCGGUGAAGUUCCAGUGAGAGAGGGUGGGCAGUGGCAGAUGCUCCCAGGCUAAAAAGGAGCUGAUCGUGCACGGUGAGGUCACUUAACUAUUGGUACAGCUGCAGGCGUUUGCAAUCACUGAAGCGCGGACGGGCAUACGUGGAGAAAGUAGUACUGCCCACCUACCGUCUGCACCAUGAAGGAGUAUGCACGCACCGAGUAAGGAACAAGCCAUCAACUCCACUGCAUCAGGCUUUCCUAGAGGACUUUUUUCGUUUGCCAAACAGAGAAGAUGACUUCUUUUCUCUAGGUGAAUGAGGCAAAUCUUAACAUGUCAGAAUAGGCGGUUUCAGAACUUUUUGUGGUUGUGCACACAAGGCUUUUCGGGUUGAAUCUUUCACGGAGUCUGUCUAUGCUGACAACAUAAAUAGGCUAAAUUAUUCAUUUUUUUGCAACUGAUUAUCACGCCAAGAAGAUGUUUUCUCACAAGCUGUACAUUAGUUUUCUCGCGCUGGCCUGUUUGGUGGGGAUCCCGCGCGCCACAGCAGCGGCGUGUGAGCCUAUCCGCAUCCCGAUGUGCAAGUCCAUGCCAUGGAACAUGACCAAAAUGCCUAACCAUCUCCACCACAGUACCCAGGCCAACGCCGUCCUGGCCAUCGAGCAGUUUGAGGGCUUGCUGGGCACUGGGUGCAGCCCGGACCUGCUGUUCUUUCUGUGCGCUAUGUACGCGCCCAUAUGCACGAUAGACUUCCAGCACGACCCGAUCAAGCCUUGCAAGUCGGUGUGCGAGAGAGCCAAGUGCGGCUGCGAGCCCGUCAUGAAAAGAUAUAACCAUACCUGGCCGGAGAGUCUGGCGUGCGAGGAUUUACCAGUCUAUGAUCGAGGAGUUUGCAUAUCUCCGGAGGCCAUUGUAAAAGCAGAGGGACCAGAUAAUCCGUACCAAGACCCAACCAAGUGCUCCCAUGAAUCAAAUCCUGACUUUCCAAUGGACUCUCACAAUGGUAACUGUAAGGGAGCCAGUGACCGAUGCAAGUGCAAGACUGUCAGACUUGGUUUAAAAACCUAUUUGAAGAAUAAUUACAAUUAUGUCAUCCGUGCAAGAGUUAAAGAGAUCCGUACUCGGAAUCACGACCUGAGUGCCAUUGUUGAGGUGAAAGACAUUCUGAAGUCAUCGUUGGUGAACAUUCCCCGUGAUGUAGUGACCCUGUACUACAACUCUGGAUGUCUGUGCCCUGAACUCGUCGCCAACGAGGAGUACAUCAUCAUGGGAUAUGAGAACGAGGAACGCUCAAGGCUACUACUCAUAGAAGGGUCAAUUGCACAGAAGUGGAAGGACAAAAUGGGGCGAAAAGUGAAGCGCUGGGACCAGGUCCUUCGUGAGCAGAGCAGAGGAAACUCGGGCAGGAGUAGUAACUCAAGACGCAGCCGCCACUGAUCCCAGAGCGCCCUGAGUUGGUGAUACACACAAGCAAGAGGAGGAGAAGCGAUCCAUACAACUGAACAAAAAAAUUGCACUAUUGUAUGUUCUUUUCAUUGUUGUCAUUUUUUUAUGAGUUGUAGCCCUAAACAAAGUAGGUUUAUUUUAGUUUGUCGCUUUUUUUGUAUUAUAUUGUUUUAUAUUCUUUUUUUAUGACUCGUUGCCUAGGCAAUAGUGAACGGUUUAUGUAGCAGUGGAGUGAUUCUGUGUGUGAGGUUUGCUGGAAAAGGGGAGAUGUUUGCAGAUCAAAAUAAGAUGGUAUGAGCAGGCUUUUAAUUUUUUUCUUUCUAAACGAGAGGGACGGAUAUUUAUCCAGCGGCGACACAAUGGGAAGGAGUGGAUGCCUUUCGAGAUGCCAAAGCUCUUUUCUUUGACACUAUGCAGUGCUCCGUUACAGCUUUACACUUCUUUCAAAGGGAGACGAACAUGUUUUAGUCGUGCUGCAGCUGCAUCUCUUCUCUCCAGAGGCUUGGAAAGGCUCUUCAAAGGUGGAGCGAGUCGAAAAGGGGGAACCAUCUUUUGGCAAGCCAUGAAGAAGUGUCAGGAUGAUCCAAGACUGCGGAGUGAAUGCUAUCAAGGACUGAAGAGGAAAGGGUGGGGGAGAAAAAUCUAAAUGUUGAUGUUGGGGAGCUCAUUAAAAAUAUGUUCAUUUUAUUGGAGCGUUAUAAUGCAUAACAUGUCUGUAGUGCUGUUGUUAGAUGUCCCUGAUUUGAUUUUUACAUUUGUUCAUUUUUAACUGCUCUUUGGAUUUUGUUGUUGUUUUGUUUUGUUUAUUUCUCUUUCUCUCUCGCUGGCUCAUUCAGCCAUCUUUAGAACAUCUGCAUUUUAAACGUGCCUGGACUUUGUCAGACUUGUCUUAUAAACUUUACACUCCAUAUUACAGAAAAGCAUCAACUGUUGCUGUUUGUUAACCAGUUUUCAUCCUCCAUUAAACACUUCUGGACCAUG